AUGCGCUCAUUGAAAAGACCCAGCAAAGCGGACUUAGCCAGCCACGUCCCUCUGGCUGAGACAAAUGAGCGCGACGAUGAGCCGGGAGAACAGCCCGAAAAGGACGAUGUCGAAGAGGUGGACCCUUUGCGCCCUGCUGCGGCUAAUAUAUCAGAAGAGGAUGCAGCGCACAUUCUCGGUGACGACCUCGGCGAAGAAAAUCCGUACUUGGCGACGGGAACACUGAAAAGUGCGAUUCACCGUUGUCAGCUUCCGCUGUUGGGAAUCGACCAGGAUACCACUCGGCCAAACUACGUGUCUGGCUUCAUGCAUUUCAAGGCUUGGGCUUGUCUCACGCUGGCGGCCGGAAAAUGCAAAGGAGUGCCUGUCGGGGAGCAGGUGGUCAACGAGGAUGAGGUCGGGAGAGAGAUCAGCAAUGAUUUGGGGACGGGGUGGAGGGCGGCGCUCCUUAACGAGGAGCACCUGCAUGGGCCUUGGACGUCGAAAUGGAGGUGCGUCGAUCUGCACCGGGGCUCGCUCGACGAUUGCUACACGGAGGAGCAGUUCCGCAUUCUCGUUUCAGACAUCCUGCCGCACUGGGCCAAGGUGUACUUCAGGUCGUCGAUGUCACACCCCAGUCUGUCGCUGUGGAAGGCCUUGGCUGUGAGGACGAUGAUUUUGAUGGCGCAUCACAUGCUGAGCAGGGGGAUCAGCAUCCGUGAGAUCCGCUACUGCAACAUGUUCACUCACGUCCUUCUGCCCAUCACGAACAGCCCGGGCGAAUCAUCCAUCCUCGUUCUCGUUGUCGCCUAUCGCAAUUCGAAGACCGUCAAAGACAACAAGCUUGGCCACCUGUACCUCACUCGACACAUGGACUUCCAGCAGUGCGGCUUUGGAGCAGUUUUCCUCUGGCUACAUUUCAUUUUCGACCUCGUCCCCCUCUACUACAACAACGAUAAAAUCGUGCCCCCCUUGGAUUUUUCAAACCCGAAAGCCUGGUCGAAGAAGCACCUGUUCUUCGCCCUCUUCGACAAAGAGAAGAAGGAGAUGCCGUACCCGACGCACGCCAAAUGGGUGACCUGGGCGAUGGAUAGCGCGGUGUGGAUCCUGUCGAAAGUCACCCACAUAUUUCGACGGUCUGCGGCACAGAUCCUUGCGGACAAGAACUUGGACCUCGACACCAUCGCACAGCUUGGUCAAUGGGACAUGAACGAGAUGCGCAGGUCAUACGUCAAAGGCAUCCCGCGCCCAGCCAUCCAAAUGCAAGCCGGUUUCUCGGAGGAACCGGGCGACUAUUACAUCGGAAGAUCGAAGACCCAAGUGCCUCCGAAGGUCCAGAAGGCUAUUGAGGAGCACAUAUUUCCUAACGCGGAGCAGUGGCUCAUCGAGGACAUCUCCUCUCAACUCAACACCAAGCACUUCAUCGCGCAACUUCGGGCCGAGAUCAACUUCCACAAAGAGGAGGGAGGGAAAAAAGAGAUCAAGAUCAACCACCUCGAGCAUCAGGUCGAGUCAUUGGAGCAGGAGAACAGCUCGAUGAAGUCAGAGUUGGAGGCCAAGACAGAGGCGUUCGCGCAACUGCAGAAAGCGUUCGACGCACUGAGAAAGACCGCGGCGACAAGCGCAGGUGCAGAUGUGGGGGAGAGCGAGAGCGUGCCACAGACGGCCACUGAAGAAGCCACCCCCGGUCCACAGCAAGCCCAACAAGAAACGCCCUCUCGACAGAGCGUGGGCAAUCAGCUCGACCAGGCAUUCUUCGACGCGGUGGUGUGGCCGUGGUGCAAUUGCGAUACCGUGCGGAAGGCGUGGUCGUACUAG
Closterium sp. Naga37s-1 is the source of this 1797-nucleotide messenger RNA. The record is from the annotation of a GenBank genome assembly. NCBI's taxonomy places the organism in Eukaryota, Viridiplantae, Streptophyta, Zygnematophyceae, Desmidiales, Closteriaceae.